UACGCCAUCUUUGACGACAAAUAGCCCAUUUAUGUUAUUUUUGUUUUCAAAAAGUAGCGAAAAGUAUGAUAGAACACUAAAUCGCAUUAAACAACCAAAGCGUACGUCUGGUCUUCAACGUAUCUAACGUGUUAUAACACAGUAAAAGUCUUCGGAAAACAUUUUGGCGAGAUGUCGCUUGUGGAUUUGGGAAAGCGUUUGUUGGAGGCAGCACGCAAAGGGCAAGAUGAUGAAGUGAGGUCACUUAUGGCCAACGGAGCUCCAUUUACUACAGACUGGCUGGGAACCUCACCACUUCAUUUAGCAGCACAAUACGGGCACUACUCCACCGCUGAGGUGCUUCUCCGUGCCGGAGUGAGUAGAGAUGCUCGCACUAAAGUCGAUCGGACCCCGCUCCACAUGGCUGCGUCAGAGGGCCACUCAAGCAUCGUUGAACUAUUGGUCAAGAGUGGAGCAGACAUCAAUGCCAAAGACAUGCUGAAAAUGACCGCCCUCCACUGGGCUACAGAACAUGGGCACAGGGGAGUCGUGGAGCUGUUGAUCAAAUACGGCGCCGAUACUCACGCCCUCAGCAAGUUUGACAAGACGCCUUUUAACAUUGCGGUAGACAGAGGAAACACUGAGCUGAUGCUGUUGUUACAGGAGGGAAUGCAAAACCAAGUGAACAUGAAUCCAGAGAGGACUAUCCUAAGCAGUACGUCACCUGCCACAGCGAGUCCUCAGUUCAUCAUCUCCUCCUCUGGAGUGGUCAAUCUCUCUGAUAUUGUUCUCACUAAUGCUAAGGCUAACACAGCAGGAGCUGCAGAGAGUGUGAUUGCUGCUGAUUCAGUAGAUUCUGCCAUCCAGCAUCUCGUAGGGGAAGAUGGCCAGAGAGUCAUCACUAUAGUAACCGACCAACAGGGAAACCUGCAGACUGGCAACUUGGGACAGAAAUUCUUUGUCACAAUGCAGGGGCAGCAAAUGGUUGCAGUGCCAGCGGGUCAGAUUGCAGAAGAAAUCAUAACAGAGGACACCAAACCAGUUCCAACACGGAAGCGGAAAUUUGAAUCAACAGUCAACCACACAGAUGUCAAACACAAGGAACCAGCUGAGAAGGACAGUCGGGAACUACUAGAGCAGCAACUAAAAGAAGCAAACAGAAAAGCCCAGGAAUACAGACAGCAGUUACUAAGAAAGGAACAGGAAGCUGAGCAGUACAGGCUUAAACUGGAGGCCAUUGCCAACGGGCAGACCAAUGGCACCAGCACAGAGCCCCAAGAGGAAGUGGUGCUCCAGGAAGAGGAAGAGGAGGAGGUGGUUGGCGAAGAGGAAGUUGUCAUGUUGCCAGAAGGGGCCAUCAUCAUUAAAGAGGAGCCCCUUGACUCAACGGCAGGAGAAACAGUAACGUUAGUAGAGGCCGCAGAUAUCACAGCCACCUCAGAGGGCACGCCGUAGCGGUGAACCCACAGACUCAAACACUCAGGAAUUACAUACACUUUUCUAGUCUGUGUCCCUGGAGUGUGACAUUGUAUUUAUUUAUUGUAAAUCGUAACCUUUUGUUUUUAUCCUUUUUUUUUUACUCAUAGCAUUCAGUUUCUGUGUACAAACCUCUACAGAGAUGUAGCAUGUGUUAUAUUUAGGUGGCCACAAUGAUGCUGAGCUGAUCAGAUUGACUGAAGGAAGACCAGGCAUGUCUUUUUAAAGGGAUAGUUUACCCAAAAGUGAAAAUUCUGUCAUUAAUUACUCACCCUCUUAUCAUUCCAAACCUGCAAGACCGUUCAACUUCAAAACACAAAUUAAGAUAAGAGCCUCUGAUCCUCCAUAGACAGCAAUAGUCCUACCACGUUCAAGGUCCAGAAAGGUACCAAGAACAUCGACAAAAUAGUCCAUGUGACAUCAGUAGUUCUAACGUUUUUUACGAGUAUUCUUGUAGCUUCGUAAAAUUCCAGUUGAACCACUGUUGUCACACCGACUAUUUUUUCUAUGUUAUUCAUACCUUUCUGAACCUUGAACGUGGUGGGACCCUUGCUGUCUGUUGAAGGUCAGAAAGCUCUUGGAUUUCAUCAAAAAUACCUUAGUUUGUGUUCCAAAGACCAAACAAAGGUCUUACGGGUUUGGAACGACAUGAGGGUGAGUAAUUAACAACAUAAUUUUCAGUUUUGGAGUUAUGGAAGUUUUAGUUAUAAUGCUUUUCAUUCAAGCCCUGGUAUGCAAUCUAUAUGCAUACUAUACUAUAGUGUACUUAAAGGAAUGUUCUGGGUUCAAUACACACCAUUUUGACUAGUCCCUUAGUUUUUUUUUUUUUUUAAAUGCAAGUUGUGGUUAUAGUAAUGCGCUUUCGAUGAAAAUAAACUGGGACAGUGUUCUGGAGGUUUUAAAACAUAAAGGUGAAGCUAAUAUUUUUGUUAAAUCACCCGCAUUAAAGAAUCAGUAAGAAAUGUAUUAUUUGACAUGCAAAAUCUGCCUUUUUAAAAGAUUUUCAAGGUCUCUGAACCUUGAAAAUAUUGUGCAAAAAUCACUGGGUUUACUAGGUGAAUUUUUAAUGCCUGGUCCAGUUAUGGGUCUUUUUAUGACCAUGAUUUUUGUGUUUUUUUUUAACUGAAGGUGAAAUCAAAAUGUAUUGUGUUGAUAGAGCUUAAAUUGAACCUGGGACAUUCUUGAAAUUGUAGUAUAAUACAUUCAUAAUGAAGGUUAACAAUACAGAACAAUACUAGACAUUAUUCAGCUUUGUGUAACAUUGAGCUGUUCCUGCAGUGUGAGGCAUGUCUUACUGAUGCAAUCAGCAUUGGGUGGUGUGAUAAUCAAAAUAGCUAUGUAUUUACUUAGUAAACAGACUUUUUUAUGUAUUAUAAUACUUUUAGCUGUUUAUAAAGAUAAUUUACUCCUUUCAGAGUACAAGAAUGAGCAAUGGUUGUUUCACUUUAAAAAAAAAAAUCUUACAUUAUUUUCUUUGUUCUGUUAAACACUAAAUCACGAUUUGUAUUUCAGUGUUUUGUGCUCUAAAAAGUAUGCAACAUGUCUUUGCUUGCAUUUCAUGGAAUGGUCCAUGUGCCUGUUUUGACUUUCCAAUGUAAAAUUUCCCAGCUGCUUUGUUUAUAGACUUUCGCAGCUUUUACAGUCAGUCCUUCAGUGAAGUUACAUCAUCAGUUGUGUUUACUUUUUGUGUCAGGUUUUAAAAUGUGAAUGACAUUUAAUGGAACUAGACCUCAAAUGUUCAAUAGGUUUUCUUUUGAUAGAAAAAUAGUUUUGCAUUGUCUUUGACGUUUUCCAGGCACACAGCUGAUGAUUAACAUUCCGUCUGAAUUUCAAGGGCUUGCGAAAUGUAUUUUUGCUCUGUACAUAUGAAAAUGUAUAAUUUUCUUCCAUCUAAACGCAUUAAUAUUAAGAUUUCGGAGGACGUUAUACUAUUUAUUGAAUGGGUGAUUCAUUCGGUCAAUGUUUUCCCCCUUGUCCUUUCUUGGUUUUUAUGCAUUUAGAAUUCUGUUGUAUAGGAUGUCAUCAGCAGUGCUUUAUAGGUAAAACAUUUAUAAUUUGUUGAAAUUAGCAUUAGGCCUAAAGCAAGUUAUGUUUACACUUUUAUUUUGUUGUAAAGUUAGUUUGACAGGCAGAAUUACUUGCAUUUCAGUGUGUUGGAAGCAAAUGCUUAGAGUUUUAACUAAAAGCAGACCAGAACACAUGAAACAUAACAAAGAUCAACAGUUUGACCCUGUGAUUUCAUGUUUGCAUAUUUUUAUAUAUAUAUUUUUGUAAUGAAACACUAUCUGGGCCUGUCUUUAGUGCACUUGCAGCUACAUUUUAUUAUCUCUGGUCAAAAUAAAUAUUUCUAAUGUUUGGUAUAUCUA
This is a messenger RNA of Labeo rohita (rohu), 3821 nucleotides long. RefSeq names its product GA binding protein transcription factor subunit beta 2b (gene gabpb2b). Gene Ontology annotation, molecular function: transcription cis-regulatory region binding; protein binding. The record is from RefSeq and is a predicted model, not a curated record. The coding region runs from base 172 to 1434 and encodes 420 amino acids. Lineage: Eukaryota; Metazoa; Chordata; Actinopteri; Cypriniformes; Cyprinidae. The transcript has 8 exons. Gene Ontology annotation, biological process: positive regulation of transcription by RNA polymerase II. Gene Ontology annotation, cellular component: nucleus; cytoplasm.